Acanthochromis polyacanthus (spiny chromis) is the source of this 3764-nucleotide messenger RNA. Its product is annotated as gap junction beta-1 protein-like. Lineage: Eukaryota; Metazoa; Chordata; Actinopteri; Pomacentridae. Gene Ontology annotation, biological process: cell communication. The transcript is spliced from 2 exons. Bases 649 to 1476 code for a protein of 275 amino acids. The record is from RefSeq and is a predicted model, not a curated record. Gene Ontology annotation, cellular component: connexin complex.
GUCAUGUUCUAUCCUUUUCAUUGUGUUUUGUACUAACACUCAGUGUGCAGAGGGGUUGCAUUUGAUGUGGGUGACGGCUGACGUGCCCCAGUGCCUCGACUUCACAAAUACUUGGCAUACUAAUGGUCACAUUUUCUUUCCCCUUCAUAGCAGUAAUAUUUUAUUGAAUAUGUUUUUUAAAGAGUGUGAUCAUUUCAAGAUUUUGUGAGACAAAUCUGGUGAAGUGUAGAUUUUCUAAAACAAUAGACGUCUCUCACUGGUGUUUAAAAAAAAAAAAAAAAAAACCCUCAAAUGAGAUGCAUGUCUUGCUGGUUCCUUGGAAGAAAGCUGCUGGCAGUCUGUCAGUCUGUCUGCAACUGGGCUGUAGGCCAGUCUGGAGUACAGUAUUAAUACAGGGCGAUCAAAUCACGUGGGUCUGCCAAUGUUUCGCAAUUGGCUUCGACCUGCUGCGUCUUGUGACGGUGCAUGGUGGUAGGCCAUCGCCCCUGCUUUUAUACGGCCAGCAAGCUACUUGGCAAUUCUUGUCUGUUGUUCCUUACUCCGCCAAAUCCAGCUUGAUGCUCAGGUCACACCUCAAGAUGGUCAUCUUUGGACCCGGCGCUGCUUACGCCGCUUGCACCGCCGGCUGACCCUGACCUGGAGUCGAAGAUGAACUGGGGGACCUUUUAUGCCGUGAUCAGCGGCGUAAACAGGCACUCUACCGGCAUUGGACGCAUUUGGCUCUCCGUCAUCUUCAUCUUCCGUAUCCUGGUUCUGGUGGUCGCUGCAGAGAGUGUUUGGGGGGAUGAGAAGUCCGGCUUCACCUGUAACACCCAGCAGCCCGGCUGCAACAGCGUUUGCUACGACCAGUUCUUCCCCAUCUCGCACAUCCGCCUGUGGGCGCUUCAGCUCAUCCUGGUCUCCACCCCCGCGCUGCUGGUGGCCAUGCAUGUCGCCCACCGACGGCAUAUCGACAAGAAGAUCCUGAAGAGGGCAGGCCGCACCAGCCCCAAGGAGCUGGAUCACGUCAAGAACCAAAAGUUUCAGAUCACGGGAGCCCUGUGGUGGACGUACAUGAUCAGCAUCAUCUUCAGAAUCAUCUUCGAGGUGGCUUUUCUCUACAUCUUUUACUUGAUCUACCCUGACUUUAAGAUGGUGCGUUUGGUUAAAUGUGACUCGUACCCUUGCCCCAACACCGUGGACUGUUUCGUCUCCAGACCGACAGAAAAGACGAUAUUCACUGUGUUCAUGCUGGCAGUGUCUGGGGUGUGUGUGCUGCUCAACCUGGCCGAGGUGGUGUAUCUCAUCGGAAGGGCCUGCAAACGGUGCUUCGGUAGCUCCGAGGAUGAGUCCAAAGUGGCUUGGAUAAGUCAAAAAUUGUCUACUUACAGGCAAAACGAAAUCAAUCAGCUGAUAGCCGAUCAUUCUCUCAAGUCUAAGUUCACUGUGACCAAAAAGAGCCCAACUGAGAGGGGCGAGAGAUGCUCUGCUUUCUGAGACUCCCUUUAAACUAAUCAACCGUAAUCACACCUGUCCAUGGAGCAUGUUCUGCAUUAAUGACACAUAUACUGUAUAUUUGAUCAUUGUCAUUAUUUUGACCAUUUAUUUAUGUAUCAUUCAGUCAAAUGCUUAUUUAUUCUUGGUUUUUCUAUUCAUUUUAACAGACACCAUUGUUAGCUGCUGUUCUUGUCUAAAGUAUAUGGAGCCAGUAGUGAAGGUUCAGAGACUAUACCGGUGUUUUUUUUACAUGUUUUAGCUCAGUUACUACAAAUCCCACAUUGGUAGUAGUACUGCCCAACUCAGCCUACCAUCAUUAGUUGAAUAUCUUUUUUUAAAGUUCCAUCUUUUUCUGCAUAGAGCAUGUUUUGGAGUCUUCCAAAGAGGUUUUAGCCAAAGGAAAAUUACCAGUGCCAAAAUUACCAAAAAAUUGAUGGUAAUAAUUUUAACCAGUUUUAUUAAUUGGGAUGUCAUUAACUGAAGCAUAAUACAUACCCAGAAUGACACUUUAGUGCAUCAGUGGUCAGAAAUAAGAGGAAAAUGCAUAGAUUUAUGUCAAACGAGGUAACACAGAUUCAUUGCCUUUACUGUAUGCAAACCGAUCAUACUUAGUGCUGUGCAUUAUCAACUCCCCAAGGCCCGUUAUCAGCCAGGAAAAGCCUGCUGUACAAUAUGACAUAAGCUGUCAAGGUGGGAUAAUUGCCUGGGUUCAACAAGCCAUGACUGUGAGCAUCAUGACUUUGUUUUAGUCAAGAGUUGCAUGAAAAUGCACUUCCAAGUGUGCAAUUGUUAAAAUCUUGCAGAUGUGACAGGUUCGCGUGCUUAACAGCCUCAAUUUCCUGCCAAAAUAGUUGUAUUUAUGAGCUGUGAAUAUGGGGAAAUCAAAUCCAGAACACAAAUAUCAAGCAUUAAAUAGAUGUUGUUAGCAAUAUAAAGGUUGCUGUUUGGAAACAGACUCUGGCUUUGGUUAUCACUUUUUCUUCAACACAUGAAUCCACCCUGUUCGAAGGGUUUUCACACCCAUUCACUUCUUUUUCUUUUUUGCUUUUGUCCUUGACAACAAAAAAUUUGCUUUGACAACAGAAAAGAUGAAUGAGUAACUCUAAGCAAGCUGUACAAAGUCUUCAUGAAUAGAUUUUCAUCUCAUACCGAAAUGAAAGGAAAUGGGCAGCACAGAAAUUUCCAAAAAUACAUGGUAAUCUUCAAAAAGCGUUUAGCAGAAGCCUUCGUUAUAAUUGAUUUCUAGUUAAAAAAAAAAUCUGCCAAAAUGUGUAAAAACGCCAGUUUUGGUCCUUUGAGAAAAGCACAGAUUACUGAAGCAAUUAAAAUGCUGGAUAAGAAAGUCCACUUGUUCAUUUGGAUGAAAGAAAGUAACGCUACUAUGUGUCACAUUUAAUCCCAUCUGAUUCAAAGCGAGUACAUGUGUGGGAGAGAGAGGCAUUUAUUUGAGUCGGUGCUUUAAGCCAACAACACGGUGGCAGUUACAUUUUACUGGACUCUCAUUAACUAUGCUAAACUUUGCCAGAACCAUUAUGUGACUUAGUAUAUUGCUAUGAAUUUAGUGCAACAGUUGGUGCUAGAAAACCAAAGAAAAUUAGGAGAUACUGUCCAGCCAUGACUGUCAUAUUAUUAUGCAAAAAGAAAGCCCACAAACAAAUAUGUUACUACUUAUCUAAUUACAACAAUACUGUUUUGACAGAGUCUGAAAGACGUAUUUCAACUCCUCACUGUCAGUAAACCGCCAUCUUGGAUUCUUUCCAGGUCAAAGUGUUCAAGUGAUGAAAUGGCAAAAUCACAACAAUGCUUCCAUUCUUCUUCUGGCUUCACUUGUUUGCUGGGUCAACUUUUAGAAUUCUGCAAAUCCCAGUACUGUACAUACAUCUUUGGAUUUGUGUAUUUUUUUUGUAUUCAUUUGUGAAUAUUUACUUCACUGCAGCUUCUGUCUUGAAGUUAUCUUCCAGUACAAGUUGACCCGCUUUGUUUAACCCGUCACCGUCCCAGUUGCACCUGCUUCCCUUAAUAUUAAACUGAUUAUUAUAUCAUCUGGUAUCUCUCUGCUCCUGAAAGUUUAAUAUCCCGUGCACUGGUGUCUGUUUAUAGGAAUGCUUUGUUAGUUAACCUGCUUUUUCUGCGUGUUGUAUCGCACACAGAAACCCUUCUGUUCACAUGCUUAAAUGCGCUUAGAACCAUUUACAUCCAGGUAAACAAUCCAGACGAAAUAUAUAAUGGGUUGGAACUAUAUACUGUACAUUAUGUCAUAUAAAAAAAUAAACUGCGUGAUAAUUUGA